Molecule: messenger RNA, 528 nt
Organism: Clarias gariepinus (North African catfish)
Lineage: Eukaryota; Metazoa; Chordata; Actinopteri; Siluriformes; Clariidae
Exons: 3
Coding region: 56-499 (147 amino acids)
Source: RefSeq, a predicted model, not a curated record
GGCUGGCUUUCGGGACGCUUUAAAAAAUUUUGGGGAAUUUUUCCAAGAAGAGAAAAUGAUACGGACGGAAACUGAGAAGGAGAUUCCCAUGUGUGUGUCUCUGCCGAUUGAAGUGACGAGUCCUGACCAGGCGUUUCCUUUCCUGAACACCACGCUAGCAGACCUGGGUAUUGAUGAAUCUGCAGUGAAGGAGCGUGUGGUGUGGGUGGACACCAAGCGCACACAGGUGAGGAGCAAAUCAGGAAAACUUAAGGAGAAGGAGGUGUCUGUGCUGGAGAUACGAGUGAAAGCACAGCUGCCCGGUCAAACCAAAUGCCAGGAGGUUCUCUACAGCACCGAGUCUCACACGGACCGCUUAUACUGUCGCAGCGGCAUCACCUUCCUGCCAUGGACACACACUCAGCCAGUUGACAGUGAGAUGGUGGAAAUGACCCUGGCUCUGGACACACAAUCCCACACCACAAAGAAGUCGUCGGAGGAGAAAAUCUCAGUGGAAUAAACAAACAUCAUAACGCACAACAUUUUUAG